CGCCUUUUUUCCCCCUGGGAGUAUGUUGUGGAAUCGGAACGCAAGAUGUGUGUACUAUAGACAAUAAGGUGCAAGGUUGGGUCGUACAGAAACGGCGUUUACGACGACCUUAUACUAUCCGUGCAUUUGUAUUGUGUUAUUAUCAUUCACAUUACGAAAAAACAACUUCAUCAUGGCCAGCGAUGCCAAUUUAUUUUAACUUGCAGCAUGGUUAUUGUGGGCUUUCUGCAACCUCAACUCUGUAAACAAGUUAUAUUUUAGGGGUGUGUGUGCUGGAAGCCUGGAACCAACCAAUGAGCGCUGAUAUCCUUCCCACAUGGUCACUUGUUUACUACAAGUACUGCAAACCGUUGAGGAGAGACAUACUUGAAAACGCGGACAGGAGAAGCUCACAAUGCUGUUCACCGAACCGAAGAACAUUGCAAGAAUAAGAGAACGACUAAUAAUAAUAUUAGUUCUGUUAUUGACAUCUCAAUCCGUCAAUUUUCGUCGUCACUGUUGCUCGCGAGUUAUCGUGUAGAAAGCCUUUACUUUAUGAUAAGAUAGCAAGUCGUUCAGUUCCGCCGUGGAAAUCUGCUCCGGGUUUUAUUUCCUCCUUUCUGCCAACAUCUCCGGGCGCAGAAACCAAGCAGCAUUUCAAGUUGCAGCCGGUCACAGCGAGUCUUGAAGGGGGUGUGUGCACGCAUUGACAGAGAAACAUUGUGGCUCCAUCUGCCGUGUGAUAAUUAGAAUCUUUAGCAGGGCGCUGUUUCAUCAACAGCACGAACCAACCGACCCAACAAACAAACAAGACCGACUUCCUGGCCAGAUAGACAGCUAUGCUGCCCAAGAUCCGCUUGGGGAAGCGCUCACCACAAGGGGCGCUAGUGAGCAGCACCUGUCCAUCGGAGGGAGGUGACCACCAGGAGCGAGGAGGAGGAGGAGGAGGCGUUAGCCCGGUCACUAUGACAACACGGCCGGUACCAGCCACAGCCUUGGGGAAGAUAAAGCUGCACCCCGGACAAAAGGUGUAUGUGCACUGUGGCAGUCGCGAGUGCCCCGGCGUGGUGGAGCAGCACAACCACAUGGACAACCAGGUGUCCGUGUUCCUGCCCGACCAGGCCCGGCACAUCCUGAGGAAGACGGAGGACGUGUGGACCUCGCCCUCUGCCCACCUCUUCCCGUCUCCGUCCCCCUCCACCUCCGCCUGCCCCGGCCCCGCCCAUCCCGGGGACGGAGCCCGCACAGCCUCCUUAUGCAUCGAUGUCCCCAGGAGUCUUUCCUCCAACCAUAGAACUGCAGAGGAGGUGGAUAUGGAUGAGAUGAUGGCAGCCAUGGUCCUUACAAGCCUGUCCUUCAGUCCUCUGCUUCACAGCCCCAAACAAACGGACACACCAGCAGCUCUCGGCAUGGAGUGUGCUGGCGGGGAACUCUCGGACAGUGGCAGCAGCGGCUACUGGAGCGUUGGCCAUAGCAACGGAAGCCCUGCCCCCUCCCCACCAAUCAUAGAGGCUGAUAGUGUCCUAGCCACACCCUCUGACGAGGGAUUGGACAUGGAGCUGGAGCAGGUUCUAUUUGAGGAGCCGGCACCGAGGAAACGCAAGAACUCCAUGAAGGUGGCCUACAGGUGUCUGUGGCCCACCUGUGGGAAGAUCCUCACGUCUGUGGUGGGCAUCAAGCGGCAUGUGCGCACGCUGCACCUCGGGUCUGGCGGGGAGCACGAGCGUUGCUCCCGCAGCGAGGAGGACUUCUACUACACAGAGAUCCACCAGAAGGAGCCACCAGGCCACCCCCCGACGCCGUCCCACCUCAGCCUCAGCCUCAGCCCCGUGUCUCCAGUGCCCUGGCCGGCGCCCUCCUCCCCUCCCCCGGCCUCCCCCCAUCCUCACCCCCCUUCCCUGGCCUCCCCCCAUCCUUGCCCCCCUCCCCUGGGAGACGGGGCCCUGUCCGCCGGCGAGCCGGGGGACGAGUGCCAACAGGCCAGUCUUCUGAGCAAGUCGGCCCCGUCCGGGUCUGGCAGAAGCCCCUGGCAAGUCCAGUCAGAACACUCCUAUCAGGCCCCUCCCCCUCCCCUCGAGGUGACUCCGGCGUCAUGCAGCUCAGCCUCCCAUUGUUGGACCAACGCCAGUAGCCUGCAGAGCAAACAGGGGGCAGUGAAACCGUUCAGAGUGCGCUCCGUCAGUGUGGGAGAGCAGUGGCAGCAGCAGCACAGCGCCCCCGCCAGGACCACUUCCACCAGUGCAUCCCCUCCCCGCUGCCACUGGCCCACCAGGCGGGUGCGCGGUGAGGCCAAAAAGUGCCGUAAAGUUUACGGCAUCGAGCAUAGGGACCAGUGGUGCACAGCCUGCCGCUGGAAGAAGGCCUGCCAGCGAUUUAUGGACUAAAUAAAACCGCCAUGUUGAGAAGAAAGACGAGGAGGCAGCCUCCUCCCUAAGACGUCGGCUCCUCCUUCCCUCCUUCCAGUACUCCUUUCCUGGUGACUUUGUUUCCUUUUCUAAUAUACAAGAGAAAUCAUGUCAUGUCAUUUUGUACUCCUCUUCAUGUCUGAUGUGUUAUUGUUUACUUUACAUCUGUACUUUAUCUAAAGAUGUUUGCGCCGGUGCUUUUGAUGUGUUAACCAGGGCAGCUAUUUGACCUUUCUUAAAUGUUUGAGUAUUAAACCAUCCCACACUGUCCGAAUGCCUCUCCUGUUGGAGAGAAUCAGCAAGGGUCUCCCUUAUGGAGAGCAACAUUCACACUAUUUCAAGCACAACCCGUUCCAAUCUGUAAUGGGCGCGUUUAAUUCCAAAGUGCAUCAUCCAAACGUUUUUUAAGUCUGUGUUGCUCUAAAGUACGACAUUAUUUUACCUGAUAAAGGCCCCAAAGUCUAUGUAUUUAGUAAGCAACAAUUCUCAUUUGUUGGUAUUAGGUUUGCUUAGUUCCAUUUUGUCCCUUUUGACAUGAAAGCAAUCAUGUAACUUCCAACCCCCUUCCUGUCCCAUUUGCUUUUUUUAUUCUUGCAAUUGCAAAGAAAUAUGUAUUGUCUUUAUGUAAAGCUGUUCCUUUACGAAAAAGUCGUCUACAUUUAAUUUUUCGGUAAAUAUAGCAUGUACCUUUUUCUUUAAGCCUCAUUUAUCUCUUGGGAGAGGGAUAUAGGAGCAUGGACUUCCCUAGAUAAGUUCAUGUGAGAAGCUAUAGCAUAAGCUCCUGUUAUGUUAGUCGUUCAUUUAACCUGCACUUUUAGUUGCUUGAAACCUUUCGUUUGCUCAUUCAUGUUAGGAUUCAAUAUCACUUUUUUGGAAUCUCUAGUGUUAAACAAUACUCUUAUUAGAUUCAACUUUUUUUAUUUGUAUUAAUGCUUGGCAACAACACAUUAACAAUAUGGGUGCCCAAACGUACAACUGUUCCUCAUGGACAGAUUUUUUUUUGUCUGCACUUAGUUAUGCCUUGUUGUAGGAGAACCAGUUGAAAACCAAGCCACGUUAUGAACAUCACUGUAGCGUGGCGUCUAAUGCAGUAUUCAUUCAGAGGAGCUGUUGCUGUCCAUACAGAUGUAGCACUUCAGUCAGACAACACAAGGAGUACUAAAGAGACAGACUAAAGCGGUGUUAUUUGACAUUAAAGCCUUUCUACAUGACUGUUAAAGGACAAUACCGGUCUGGUUGAUCAAACUCACAUCCAUGUACCUAUUCUGGUGACGAUCAUUUAGCGUGGGACUGUAGCACUUGUCAUUGAUUUACAUUUAGUGGCACACUAAAUGCUUUUAGGUAGAAUAGUUAAAGGACGUCAAUUUCAGGAAUUCAUUGGUCACAAUUACCUUGUAUUGCUAACCAAUGUUUUAGUGAAGACAGGAUGAUGGUUUGAUCACCCAGACUUGUAUUGACCCUUUAAAAUGGACCUUAAUUUAUGUAUUUUGGAAAAAAUGUUUGUCUUUUGAAAAGUUGACAAGAUUUCAAAAAGCAUUUCUGGAAAACCAAUGAGACCAGAGAAAUAAAUGUUUUUAUUUAUAUCGUUCUUUGUAUGGAUCAUAAGUAAGUAAAAGUGAUAAAUCUUAGAGGCACUUUUUUUAUAAACCAUGUGAAAUGUUUAUUAAAUACUUUGUAAAAAUGGA
Messenger RNA from Gadus morhua (Atlantic cod), 4069 nucleotides. It is a transcript of the gene znf395a, whose product is annotated as zinc finger protein 395a. NCBI's taxonomy places the organism in Eukaryota, Metazoa, Chordata, Actinopteri, Gadiformes, Gadidae. Gene Ontology annotation, biological process: regulation of transcription by RNA polymerase II. The transcript has 10 exons. Bases 819 to 2363 code for a protein of 514 amino acids. The record is from RefSeq and is a predicted model, not a curated record. Gene Ontology annotation, molecular function: DNA-binding transcription factor activity; RNA polymerase II cis-regulatory region sequence-specific DNA binding. Gene Ontology annotation, cellular component: nucleus.